Molecule: messenger RNA, 2058 nt
Organism: Paramacrobiotus metropolitanus
Lineage: Eukaryota; Metazoa; Tardigrada; Eutardigrada; Parachela; Macrobiotidae
Product: mucin-5AC-like
Exons: 8
Coding region: 1-2058 (685 amino acids)
Source: RefSeq, a predicted model, not a curated record
AUGCUAUUGAUCGAGCUGGAACCCGACAAUGUUACCAUGCCAACCAACCAAGAGGAAACACCUGCAGCGUUUAAAAACGAUAUUCUGAUAGGUGUUGAAGACAUUAAGCCCAAAAACGGAGCAGGAAACGCAUCAUUAAGCGUGGUUGGCACAACUGAUGCAACAACGACACCUCCAGGAAAGGAUCAAACGACAACCGUAGCAGAAGCCCGUAAUGCAUUUGACAAUCAAGCUUACGGCGCUCAAACUGAUGGUCAGCCAAAACAAAUAACUGUCGCGGUUACUGAGGCAUCCGUGUCGGAAACGAUUCAGCCAGAAGCGGUGUCUGAGGCACCGACCGACGCAUCUACGGCUGUGACAACCAAUGCAGCAACAGAAUCCGGAAGUAGCACGGACGCUGCAAAGGGUGACUUUGCCACAGAUGCGACAACCGACGUUGUGACCAGUACUGAUGCCGCACCAGAUACAACUCCAGCAUCGACCGCUAAGGAAGUAGUGACAGAUGCGCCUUCUGCAGUGUCGUACGACCCAGUGACCACCAGCGACGCCGUGACCACCAGCGAUGCCCAACCAGUGUCCACCGACGCGCCGACCAGUACCGAUGCUGCAAUUGAUACAACUGCAGCAUCGACCAUUGCGGACGCGGUGUCAGAUGCGCCUUCUGCCGUGUCCACUGACGCGCCCACCAGUACCGAUGCCGCACCAUAUACAACUGAAGCCGCAGCCAUUAAAGAGGCGGUGUCAGAUGCGCCUUCUGCAGUGUCCACCGACGCGCCGACCAGUACCGAUGCCGCACCAGAUACAACUGAACCCGCAGCCAUUAAAUACGCAGUGACGGAUGCGCCUUCUGCAGUGUCCACCGACGCACAGUCCAGUACCGAUGCUGUAAUUGACACAACUGCAGCAUCGACCAUCACGGACGUAGUGUCAGAUGCGCCUUCUCCAGUGUCCACCGACGCGCCGACCAUGUCAACCGAUGCUGUGGUCAGUACCGAUACAGCGCCUGAUACAACUGAAGCCGCAACCAUCACGGACGCAGUGACAGAUGCGCCUUCUGCCAUGUCCACCGACGAUCUGACCAGUACCGAUGCUGCAAUUGUUACAACUGCAGCAUCGACCAGCACGGACGCGGUGACAGAUGCGCCUUCUGCAAUGUCCACCGACGCACAGACCAGUACCGACGCCUUACCAGACACAACAGCAGAAUUGACCAUCACGGACGCAUUUCUACCGACGCGCCGAACAGUACCGACGCUGCAACAGACACAACUGCAGCAUCGACCAUUGCGGACGCGAGAUGCCAACUCUGCAGUUUCCACCGACGCGCCGAUCAAUACCGACGCCGCACCAGACACAACCGCAGCAUCGGCCACCACGGACGCGGUGUCAGAUGCUACUUCUGCAGUGUCAACCGAUGCUGUGAUCAGUACCGAUGCUGGGCUGGAUACAACCGAAGCCGCAGCCAUCACGAACGCAGUGACAGAUGCCAAUUCUGCAGUUUCUACCGACGCGCCGAACAUGUCAACCGAUGCUGUGGUCAGUACCGAUACAGCGCCGGAUACAACUGAAGCCGCAACCAUCACGGACGCAGUGACAGAUGCGCCUUCUGCCAUGUCCACCGACGAUCUGACCAGUACCGAUGCUGCAAUUGUUACAACUGCAGCAUCGACCAGCACGGACGCGGUGACAGAUGCGCCUUCUGCAAUGUCCACCGACGCACAGACCAUGUCAACCGAUGCUGUGGUCAGUACCGAUACAGCGCCGGAUACAACUGAAGCCGCAACCAUCACGGACGCAGUGACAGAUGCGCCUUCUGCCAUGUCCACCGACGAUCUGACCAGUACCGAUGCUGCAAUCGAAACAACUGCAGCAUCGACCAGCACGGACGCGGUGACAGAUGCGCCUUCUGCAAUGUCCACCGACGCACAGACCAGUACCGACGCCUUACCAGACACAACAGCAGAAUUGACCAUCACGGACGCAUGUCAACCGAUGCUGUGGUCAGUACCGAUACUGCGCCGGAUACAACUGAAGCCGCAACCAUCACGGACGCAGUGA